Messenger RNA from Xenia sp. Carnegie-2017, 2790 nucleotides. RefSeq lists its product as uncharacterized. Gene Ontology annotation, molecular function: protein binding. The transcript has 2 exons. The coding region runs from base 182 to 2734 and encodes 850 amino acids. NCBI's taxonomy places the organism in Eukaryota, Metazoa, Cnidaria, Anthozoa, Malacalcyonacea, Xeniidae. The record is from RefSeq and is a predicted model, not a curated record.
UUAAGUUGAUGAGAUUAAUUGUUGAUGUUGGUGGAGAAGCUUUAAGAAUAACAUUGAGGAAACAACUGUCAGCGAUGAUCGCAAUUUAGAGGAUAUUAAAUUUUUGAUUGAAAAAAGAAUUGGCUCUACUGGCAGCCUAUCUGAUGUUAAAAACAGUUUGGCAGAAAAAGCUGACGGACUUAUGUUGCUUGCAUCACUUCUUAGCAGUGAAGUCAAAAAUCAGGAUUUGUUGAAAGGUCCCAUACCAAAAGAUCUCAGUGAUUAUUACGAAAUUUGCUUAACAAGAUUAAGUAAGGAAUUAGAUUCGUUUCAUAUUAGUAACGAAAAGUUUCAGUCAAUUUUAAAUGCUCUGGCUGUUGCUAAAGAACCUCUUCCUUGGAAAAUGAUCGAUGACGUUCUUUGUUUGAAUUCGAGUCGCGAAUCACUUGGGGUUAGAAAAAUUAUCUCUUGCCUGUUUGUUAGCAACAAAGAAGGAUGUGUUUCGUUUUUUCACAAAUCUUUAAAUGAUUGGUUGUUGGAUGAUCGAAAACAUGAUUACUCAGUAAAAACUUCUUAUGGUCAUCGACUUGUUUUAGAAUUUUGUUUAAAAACUUUGGAUAAUCUCAAAGCUGUAGGUGUAAACUAUGACGUCAUUAAAUAUGCGUCAGUGAGGUAUUCAGUCAAGUAUUGGUUGCUUCAUUUACUUGCUAUUUCUGAUAAUGAAUUUAUGGUUGAAAAUGUUGGUAAAUAUCUUGUUGACUUAGAAGUUUUAGUUGCUUCUGUGUUGGUUGAUCGUUCUCGUACUUUUGAAAAUUUUAAAUUAUUCAACGCACAUGAUGUGUACUUUCUUAUUUCUGAGGACAUUCGAUUUUUAUUUAAUGAAGUUUAUUCUGUAAUGACAAUCUUUGACGAUGAAGAAGAUUUUUUGCAAUACGUUGCCAACGAAGUCAAUGAUCUGUCGUCUCAAGCCACCACAAUGCUUCAAACACGUUUCAAAGGCUCACCAUAUCUAGAGUACAGAGACACGAGUUCUGUAAAAGUUCGAUUAUUACUUUUGAAUCAAUAUUUGAAGUCUCUUGAUGUUUCACGAAAUCAUGAUUACGUCGUCUGUGGUUAUGAAGAAUUCAUCGUGCAACUUUUUUCAUUGAGAACAAACAGAUGUUUAUGGAUAAAAAAUAUUGCUGGUCAGUUUAAGCAAUACAACGAGAAAGACUUUUGCGUUGUCUUUCAUCCAUUCAAGGAUUUCAUUUUUGCCUCCCAGCUUGAUAAGAUAUUAGAUAUUAAUGGUAAAAUUUCCUCCAGUCCGUUCCAUUGUGAUGAUUCCACUUCUAAGUUCUUUACUAACAAAUGUUUUUCUAAGGAUAAGUACACAAUGGUCACUAGUUACGAAGAUACUUUGACAGUAUGGGAUGUUGAGAAAGGUGACAAGAAACGCAGUAUUAGAUGUAAUAAUGUGACCUUACUGUGUUUUUCUAAUUCUGGAAGAUAUUUGUGCGUUAUUGUGGAAGGAAUAGCGUGUAAAGUAUUUGAUGUAGCGAAUAAUUAUGAAACGAUCGAUCAUUUACUGUCUGGUAAAUUAGAUGAGGAUGAUAAUUUGUUCACUGUUGGUCUUCAUUCCUGGUGUUGUUGCGAUACUUUUUAUACGAAUAAACGUUUCAUUGUAAAUCCCACUGGUGAGAAACUUCCUGACUUUGAUCCUGUUUUCCAAACUUCGUUUUUUCCUCUUGAUCCUUUCGAUGAGAACAGAUCAAGCUUUUCCUUUAGUGGAGAAGAAAAGUAUUACUUUAUUUUGAAUAACGACAAUGUUCUUUUGUUUGAAUACGGAUAUGACUUUUAUCUUUAUUCAAUACCGCGUGCAUAUUUAACUAACAGUUACUGUUUUCGUAACGAGAAAUUUUGCUCAAAUGGACAAUUGCUGUAUCGGAGCAAUGAAGAAAAUUCAAGGAUAAUUAUAUACAAUCUCAACACAUUUGACUUUGUUGUCAAGGAAUGUUUUGUUGGUGACAUGGUUGCUGUAGAAAAUGGAGUUAUUUCGCUUACGGCAAAAAAUACUCCUGAGCUUUGGAAUAAUGAUUUGACAAAACUUGUUUAUAGUUUCGAUGAACUUAAAGGUACAAACAAAAUUUUUGAGGUGAGUGAUGUAUCAUUUGCUUGUAAAAAAACUGAUUCUUUUGUGUUUUUCAAUGUUGAAAACAAGCAAAAAGAAAUAUCAGUAAAUUUUGAAAAUUAUCGAAAUGUGCACGUAUUUGCAUGUAGCUCUAAGUAUCACGUGUUUGCUAAAGUUGAAUUUAAGGGUCAGAUAAUUUACUGUAUGUGGCAUGAAGAAAAACUUGUUAAUUGUUGGGAUGACGUAAUUAAAGAGGACUUAAUCACCGACAAAGUCAUUGGAAACUUCCGGCGUGAUGUUACUCCCUAUAUAACUUACGCUGCUUUUUCGCCUUCAGCAGAUAAAUUAUUAAUAAGUGACAUGCGCAGGUAUGUGAAAGUAUUUGAUGUUAAAAACAUACAAAUUAUUUAUAGAUAUACUGGGGGUUUUUCUGAUUCAAAGUUUUUCUUUGUUGAUGAUAGGUAUAUAUUUAACAAAGACUUAUAUUUAAUUGAUUUGAAAUAUUUUAAAAAUGAAGGUUAUUUUCUCGCAUUGUUAAGUAUAUUUUCAAGAACUUUUUAUUACUGUCGUAAACGCAAACUUGCUUUAUUUUUUUCUUCCUCAAAGGUCCCGGUACAAUGCUUUAAAAUCAUCUUGCCACGAGAAUAAAUUUGGUCUUUAAUGAUAAAAUUUCUCACCAUUUUGGAUAAUGACUAUAUUAUCUU